Messenger RNA from Lactuca saligna, 1446 nucleotides. The record is from the annotation of a GenBank genome assembly. Lineage: Eukaryota; Viridiplantae; Streptophyta; Magnoliopsida; Asterales; Asteraceae.
AUGGAAGUUGCAGUUGAGCAAGCUGCUCAAUCAUGUUCAAGAAGAAGCAAGUGGCAGUUUAUGGGGACAAGUGAUGCUUGUGCUAAAGAAGAGCUUCACCGGGUGUAUUGUGUGUCUGACAGAACAGAAGGCAAUUCCUCACUAGGAAAUGCUAGUUCAUUCCAAAAGUCACUUGUUUUCUGCGUUUAUCUUCCUCAAAAGGUUUCUGAUUCUAUGUUAUUUUCUAGAACAACAUGGGAAGGUGGUCAAUACAAUAGGGAUGAAAAGAGUCGAUUGGAUGCUCUGUGUUUAGCAAUGGAGCUAGGAGCUGAUCACAUCGAUGUUGAGUUUCAGGUUCCUUUUUUCUCUCUAGGUGCAAAUGGUGCAGCUGGUCAUUGCUUUCUUCGGCUCAUGUAUAGUGAGUUUUACAAGAAGACAUUUGAUGAGUUUCUUGAUCCUCUUGCACACACUCAUUUCACCACAGAGAGUUUAGGGGUUAUUGUUAAUAACCAAACAGUAAUCGGAGGGGGAAGAAGCAUCAGCGGAGUCAACAUCUCAAAUGAAGAGCAGGCUUCUGUUAGUGUAGCUGUUCCAUCAAUACAUGAGACUGAAGGUGGUUCUGCUUCUUUAGGUCCCACUUACAGGGAUUCCUUCAUUCACUACAAGGGUGGUUGGAGACGUGCACAAUCCUUGGAAAAUAUUCUUCUUCCUCUGAAUUCUUACAACUUCUUUCAUAGGAAAGGUUUGGUGCCCUUGUUCCUCUUUUACCCCUUGCACGUGGUGUCUGAUAUUGUUGCUUUGAACCAAAAACAGGUUCAAUUUUCAAAGUCGCCAUCUUUCCAAAUAGAAUCCAAAGGGAGGCAACUGUUUCUAGCGUGGGCUGGAUGGGUUUGCGUCUGGACUGUUGUGAUGUUGUGUGUUCUUCCUAUACUCGAUGCUUACACACUCAUCACAAGAUUCACAAGGGUUAGUGGUGAACUUUUUGGCAUGUUGAUUUCAGUGUUCUUUAUGCAAAAGGCUAUUAAGGGAGUUAUUAGAGAUGUUCCUCCUGGUGUUCCUAAACGCCUUUUUUGUCCCCUUCCUUGGGAACCUGGAUCUUUGUCCCAUUGGACAGUCAUUAAGGUUCCAGCAGUUCAUAUUUUCACUGCUAUAAUACCAGCACUAAUGAUAGCAUCCUUGUACUUUUUUGACGAUAGUGUAGUUGCACAAAUGGCACAACAGAAAGAAUUCAAUCUUAAAAACCCUUCUGCUUACCCUUAUGACAUAUUGUUACUUGGAUUCAUGACUUUGAUUUGUGGUCUGGUUGGUGUCCCUCCAUCAAACGGUGUCCUCCCACAAUCACCCAUGCACACAAGGAGUCUCGCAACUCUUGAGAGACAGAUUAUGCAAAAGAAGAUGGUAAAGAUCGCAAAGGAGGGCAAGAAAAUGGAAGCAAGCAGCUUAGAAAUCUAUGGAAAAAAUGCAUGA